AUGAGUGCAGAGACAUUGGAGCAUGUGCCCAUCGCAGUUACAGGUAGUCAUUCAUCUCAAUCACUAGGCGACUUUAAGGAAUUGCCCAGACGAAUAGUAAUUGUAGGAGCCAGUGUCUCAGGACUGACAUUCUUGCUCGCGUUACGGCGUGUAUGCCAAGUAACUGGUCUAGCAUUGGAUCCCGUCAUAUACGAUAAAAAGACCACAUACUAUGAACAGGGUCCCGUAUACAUUCUCUGGAGAUGGUCGAUACAACUAUUAAUGGAAUUGGGUCUAGGUCAUGGACUGCAACGCAUUGCUCACCCUAUCACCAGCCUCAAAUCUAUGGAUUUGGAGACUGGAGAUGUAUAUGUCAACUGGCCACCUGCUCCUGAAUCCACGCAGAAUACUCCUGAAGAGGUAUUCAAGAUGGGUGAUCCAAAUAUACCGGCCAUGAUGGCUGUAAGGCAUUCUGAUCUAGUACGAUUGCUGCUGAUUGCUUUGUCGGGUGCUGACGAGCAAUAUCUCGCUUCAUCUACUGGAGAAUGCACUCUACCUAACUUGUCUGCUGGAGAUUGGUUUGAACGAGAAGGAUUUCUAGCCUCCAUCCCUGAACUACAAAUGGGCGCUGGCCUAGACUCGUUCCUAAUAUCAGCUGGGAACGGUCUAAUCACUGCUCGCUUCGACACUGGCCAAGUAGAACAGGCGUGUAUGCUCAUAGGUGCAGAUGGUCUAGACUCUACCGUUCGAGAUCUCCUCCUCAAUCGUCACUAUCCUCCCGAAUACGCAAACUCGGCCGUAAUAUCUGGUGUAACAAACGUAUUCAAGACUCUUGAACACCCUGUCCCAACUACUCUAUCAACUGGACAACCUAUAGUACCACUCACUCCCGAUAUUGAUCAUGUCUUCCCUGAUAGUAGCUGUACCACGUAUGUUGGACCAAAGGCCACAUUCGGAGUAACAACUAUGGGACAGGGAAAGUUUGGCUGGAAUCUUGUCCUUGCGCAGGAUGAGGUUGGACGUAUAGCUGAAGAUUGGACCCAACAUUUACGUAGUCAACGAGCACAGGACCCUACAUACUACCAACAACAACAGCAGCAACAGCAACAGCAAUUCGAAAUAAAACCAUCUGAUGAGAAGAGUGAAUUGCCAGCCUUCCAGCAACAGCAGCAACAAGUCCCACCCGAACAAGGAACACCAUUCGAGGAAUUCUUGAAUGGGCUGCAAGUCCGUGAUAUGGCUCUACAUCUAGCUUCUUCAUUAGGACUGCCUGAAUCAGCAUAUACUAUAAUGGCCUUAACAGAUCCAGAAAUGACAUAUGUCCAAGACGUAUUUGAUGUAGGUGGAACUCCUCCGCCAUCGUAUACAGCACCGAAAUUCCAUCCAGGCCGUAUUAUCUUGAUUGGUGAUGCUGCUCACGGUAUGGCGACAAACGCUCAAGGAUCUCUAGGAGCAGGACUUGCCUUAACAGAUGCAGGACUGCUGGCCAAACUGGUUGGUAAAUGUCUUAUACGAGGAACAGAUCAAAUGGAUGAAACAUCAUUGGCUCGUUUGGCAACGGAUUUCGAUACUAUGAGAGUGACUGUAUGUAAUGCUAUAGUAAACGAAGCACGCAAUGAGGGGGCAUGGAAUCGGGUUGAGAGCUCGUGGGUUCGCAGUCUGUUUAGAGGCAGACAUUUGCCUGGAAGUUGGAGGGCUGCGUCAUUCUAUCAGAUGAUGACUAGAGGUGGGAUUCCGCAUGAUGCUGGUUUGCCAACACUAUCAAUACUUGCCGCCGCGCCUGCUAUAAACACUCCUAUACAAACACCCACCCCACUUUUACGAGCUUGA
Messenger RNA from Synchytrium microbalum, 1809 nucleotides. RefSeq lists its product as uncharacterized. The record is from RefSeq and is a predicted model, not a curated record. The coding region runs from base 1 to 1809 and encodes 602 amino acids. Gene Ontology annotation, molecular function: monooxygenase activity. The transcript is spliced from 2 exons. NCBI's taxonomy places the organism in Eukaryota, Fungi, Chytridiomycota, Chytridiomycetes, Synchytriales, Synchytriaceae.